UGUGGAGGAUAUUUUUGCUGUUGGUGAUGUACAAGAUAUUAAAAAUCGUCAUGUAGGUGACUUGGGUAAUGUUCUAGUUGGUCCUGAUGGCACUGUUAAAGACUCAUUUUCAGAUGAACUAAUUAAAUUAAUUGGCGAACGCUCAGUAAUCGGACGUACUGUAGUUGUUCACGCUGAUCCAGAUGAUCUUGGUAAAGGUGGUGUUGAGCUUUCACUUACAACUGGUAAUGCAGGUGCUCGUCUUGCUUGUGGUGUUAUUG
Messenger RNA from Entrophospora sp. SA101, 260 nucleotides. NCBI's taxonomy places the organism in Eukaryota, Fungi, Glomeromycota, Glomeromycetes, Entrophosporales, Entrophosporaceae. The record is from the annotation of a GenBank genome assembly.